CUGCAGCUGUCGUCCUCUUCUUGGAAACCUCUCGGCCCUGGUGUUUGGUCCUGGUGUUUGGUGGAUGCUAACCCCUGAAUACCAGACCAAACAUCCCCGAGCCUGCAGAGCUUCAAGUGGGACCCGAUCCAACUCAGGAUGCCUUCCCGCUCCUCCUAGAUAGGAAAAUAGUGUGGGAGCCACUGCCGAGAGAGACUUACCUUACCCUUUACGGAGCUGAGAGAGGGCCACCGAAACACCGCAGGAUGCCGGCCAAGACCCCCAUGUACCUGAAGACCACAACCCCCAAGAGGGGCAAGAAGAUCCGGCUGCGGGACGUCCUGUCGGGGGACAUGAUCAGCCCCCCGCUGGGGGACGUGCGGCACAGCGCCCACGUGGGGCCUCAGGGCGAGGGGGACAUGUUCGGGGACGUGGGCUUCCUCCAGGGGAAGAUGGACAUGCUGCCCGCCCAGGGGGGCCGCGGGUCCGGCGGCGGGGGGCCGGGACGCUCCCACAGCGUGGAGCGACACCUGGCCGACGGCGGGCCCUUCCCCUCGGACCCCCACGGGCCCCGGGCGCACGACUACUCCUACAACGGCUUCCACUACAUCAACUCCUCGGCCGGCCUGCUCAAGUCCACCGUGUCCAUGCCCGUGUUCAUCGCCCACGAGCAGGCCCCGCCCAAGCCGCCCCGCCUCCACCUGGAGGACUCCGCCCCCGCUCAGGGCAACGGCCACGGCCCCUCGCCGCGCUCCGAGGACGGCGGCCACAGGCACGCCGCCCCGAGCAACGGGCACUCGUCCCGCGGCGCCCAGAGCCAGCAGCAGCAGCAGCAGCAGCAGCAGCAGCAGCAGCAGCAGCAGCAGCAGCAGCAGCAGCGCCCCGUCCCGUCGCUGCGGGACUGCGGGGUAGGGGGCCGGCUGGUGUCGGAGCCCUGCCGGGACAUCUCCUUCCCCGCCGCCAUGCGCAAGCUGGUGCCCUCCUCGGGCUCCUUCUCCGAGGUCUCCUCCGAGGACUCCGUCUCCGAGACCUGCGGGCCCCUGGGCCCGCACAGGGGCCUCAGCCUGGACUCUGACGCCGGGCUGAGCAACGAGGACCUGAGGAGCGACCGCAGCGAGUCGCCCGGCACCCCCUCCGCCGUCGCCUCCCCCUCCGUCGCCCCCUCCGCCGUCGCCCCCACCUCCGUCGCCCCCUCCGCCGUCGCCCCCUCCGUCUCCACCCCCAUCCACCCAGGGGGGGUGGCGUCGCUCAGGGCCGCUCCCCCCCACCUGGCCAUCUCCCGGUCGGACUCCUUGGCCGGGCUGAACCUGGACCUGGGCCCCUCGAUCCUGGAGGACGUGCUUGGCAUCAUGGAGCGAUACAAGAAGGUGGACGAGCGCUGCGAGCUGUGAGCUGUGAGCUGUGAGCUUUGAGCGGCGGGCUGUAGCUGGCCGUGGUGUGUUCCUGCUUUACAGCCCUGGGAGUGGGGAGAGGGGUUCAGACAGAGGGAGAGAUGGGGGAGGUAGGGGAGAGGGAGCCAGGGGAGAGGAGAUAAGAGGGAGAGGGAGACAGAGAGAAAAAGGGAGACAGUGAGAUAGAGGGGGAGUGAGGGAGAGGGAGGAAGAGAGAGAGAGAGAAAGACAGGAAGACAGUGGGAGAGAGAAUGAGAGAGAGAGGGGGAGACAGAAAGAUGGGGGAGAGAAAGAGAGAAAGAGAGAAAGAGAGAGGAGUAGAGAAGGAGAAAGGAGGUUACUAUUUUUUAGACAAUCUAAAAAACUGAAUUUAAGGGGGAAACGAAAGCUUUCAAAUUCAGCCACACUGUAGGAAUGUGCUUCACGGCGUGAGAAAGUUGUUGUUUUCUCUCUGGAUACAAACCGACCAGAGGUGCUUGAAAAGCCAUCAGUUGUGUUGUGUUUAAGUUUGACCACAGCCAAGCCAGACGUAAGGCUGGUCCUUUUGAACGUUUUUUUAAAUGGCUGGACACCCGGAAAUUACAGUGGGGCCACUGCUGGAAUGAGGACGCAAACGGAACCCUUGGCUCACCACAGUCUCGUGCUAGUCACGCCGAGACAAACCUCUGCUAUUUCUCUCGUAAAUAUAGUCUGUGAAGAGCUACAGCUGUGAUUUGAAUAUAUAGACACUGCAGUACAUCGUUUUGACAACAGAUGUCGCCACACCUCUUGCUAGAUUGCUGUCCAUUCAGAAAUAAUGAAUUAUAUAAAGAUGACGAUGACAUGUUUAGUACAAUGCUCGCCUCUGAAUACAAUUAGUACACACUUCAGUGCUUAGACAUUUAGAUUGAAAAUUUCACAUAAAUGUAUUUGUUUAACUUGCUUUAGAAAUGGUAUUCUUCAGCGUCAUUAUGCAGAUGAUAAGUAGGCCUAGUAAUGUAGAACAGCAUCUUUAUACGAUUAUUUGUUGAAGAUUUCACUUGACUAACAGCAAAGCAGAAUGUGUGUGUUUUGGCCCAAGCGCUCCACAUGUCAUUGUUGAUAGAUGGAUACUGGUGUCCUUGGAUGCCACCUAGCGCCAUUUCAGAGAACUGAAUUAUUAACGUUUCAAGUGAUUUUCAUGUUUGAUAUUGUGAUUACCAUAGAGAACGAAGAAGACGACGAUUUUUUUUGUCAAACCGAAUAAAUCGUUUUGAAAUUGUAAGUGCUCAUUUUAUUUUUGAAAUGAAAACAUUGGUUUUGACGUAUACCGUUGAAUCCCAUAUCAUCGCAGUAGUUUAUAUUUGAUCAUUAAGAGAAUAUAUAUAUAUCAUUGUAAAUGUAUAAAUAAAUAUAUUCCUUUACGAAAUACAA
Messenger RNA from Gadus macrocephalus (Pacific cod), 2762 nucleotides. RefSeq lists its product as uncharacterized. The transcript has a single exon. The record is from RefSeq and is a predicted model, not a curated record. Bases 246 to 1370 code for a protein of 374 amino acids. NCBI's taxonomy places the organism in Eukaryota, Metazoa, Chordata, Actinopteri, Gadiformes, Gadidae.